Messenger RNA from Capronia epimyces CBS 606.96, 1011 nucleotides. RefSeq lists its product as uncharacterized. Bases 1 to 1011 code for a protein of 336 amino acids. The transcript has a single exon. The record is from RefSeq and is a predicted model, not a curated record. Lineage: Eukaryota; Fungi; Ascomycota; Eurotiomycetes; Chaetothyriales; Herpotrichiellaceae.
AUGACUUCCCAUGGUCAAGAGCGCAAUGUUGGCCCCGAAGAACAGUCCACCUAUUCCGAGUCCGCAGCCUCCAGACCAUCAACCGAGCUUCCGGCCAACACCCUCGACAGGGUGUCCAGCAUACGAUUCUCCGAGGGCACCAGGGCUCAUUCGCGAAAUCCAAUGUCUAGCUAUCGUCGUACACCUAGCCAUUCGGACGAAAUUAUUCCUAUCCGCACUGCGGAUGGAAACUCAGGGCGACAUUACAAUACAGAGGAUACCGCGUCUGACCCUUCCAGUCGCUCAGCAAAUAGCCCUGUACAGGAAGAGGAGGCAUCGAAACAGGAGAAUAAACCAUCCUGGUUCAAGAAGUUGGUACAGAAAUAUGGUUCAGUAUCGCUAGAGAACAAGGGAUCGGUGGCGAGGGAUCAUUUGGCAUUGGAAAGGACAUUUCUAGCCUGGCUUCGAACGAGCUUGGCUUUUGCAAGCAUUGGGAUUGCCAUCACACAGCUGUUUCGACUCAACACCACGAUAGCUAGUCGGCCGGACCAGUCGACGUCCAGCCUUUCUCUUACUCACGAACAAAUGCCGCUAUCGCCAUUUGUCGGACAAUCUAUCCCUGCCGAAUUGCUGCCGUAUUUACAGCAGCUCGCCGCAUCCGCUGCUCUCUCUACCCCAACAUUGGGGCCUACAUUGCUCGACCAGCUUCUUUCCCUGCCACCUCCCGAUUCCAACAGACAUAAUUUUCCUAAGCGCGAUGAAAUCGGCGCCUCCGCUCUUGACGAAUCGACUGCCACAAAGCUCAGGCAUGUGGGCAAGCCUCUUGGGGCUACAUUUCUCGGUAUAUCGAUCAUUGUUUUGUUCAUCGGGUUCCACCGCUACUUCGAGGCCCAACACUGGAUCAUACGGGGGAAAUUCCCUGCGAGCCGUGGAAGUAUAUUCAUUGUGGGCUUCAUUGCUGGUUCGUUGAUCGUUACAAGCUUUGCGGUUGUGCUGGCGAUAGCGCCUACGAGUUAUGAGAAGAAACGGUAG